UGUUGGGUUCAUGCCUCAUGGACAUGGCCAGAGAGGGAAGAAUAAAGGAGGAGGAGGUGGACAGUUUCAACCUUCCCAUAUAUUACUCAACACCAAAGGAACUGGAAGACAUCAUCAGAAGCAACGGAGAGUUGAAAAUUGAUAAAAUAGAGACACUGGGGAGCAUGGGCGCGCAAGACACCAUGCCUGACCUUGAGUCUAGGGUUCUGUACUUGAGAGCGGUGCUGGAAGGUCUCGUUCGCACCCACUUUGGCCACCAAAUCCUCGACGAUCUGUUUGAUCGCUACGCCCUCAAACUUGCUCAUUCCUCUUUCAUCCUCCAGCCUCAAACCCACAGAUCCAUCAUGAUCUUUGCACUUCUCAGUCGCUGUAGUGACAUCUGAUAUAUGUUCUCUAUUAUGCAAUCCAUAAGGAAUGAUUUACCUUUAUCUAUAUAUAUGAAUAAUGUGCUUUACACAACUUUCAUC
Messenger RNA from Camelina sativa (false flax), 467 nucleotides. The record is from RefSeq and is a predicted model, not a curated record. Lineage: Eukaryota; Viridiplantae; Streptophyta; Magnoliopsida; Brassicales; Brassicaceae.